Macadamia integrifolia is the source of this 639-nucleotide messenger RNA. RefSeq lists its product as uncharacterized. Lineage: Eukaryota; Viridiplantae; Streptophyta; Magnoliopsida; Proteales; Proteaceae. The transcript is spliced from 2 exons. The record is from RefSeq and is a predicted model, not a curated record. The coding region runs from base 1 to 639 and encodes 212 amino acids.
AUGGGGUCUUAUCUCAUGGAUUUCUUUGAAGCCUUCCAUCGUCGAGUUGAAGUAAACAACCAUCUUGAUAUCUUGGACUCUAUUCCUUCAGUUUUAAACAAUGAAGAUCGAAUGAUGCUGGAUGCAAUUCCUUCUGAUUAUGAAAUCAAGGUUGCUAUCUGGGACACUGAUCUUGACAAUUCACCUAGCCUUGACGGCUUCACUGGUGCAUUUUUCAGAAAAUGUUGGGUUGUUAUUCAAAUGGAUGUUUGCAGAGCAGUGAAGAGUUUUUCUCAUCAGAUUAUGGCUUCUUGUAUCAGUGUAUAUCUCCCAAAUCUUAUUUCUCCUGAACAAAAAGCUUUCCAGCACGGAAAGCUCAUCCAAUCAAAUAUUGGUUUGGCCUCUGAACUUACAAAUUUAAUGGGUAAGACUGCUAGAGGGGGUGGUGUGGGUCUCAAGAUUGAUAUUAGGAAAACCUUUGAUACCAUAUCAUGGGAUUUUCUUUUCUUAACCCUUAGAAAAUUCGAUUUUUCUGAGUCGAUGAUUGGAUGGAUCCAUGUAAUUCUAAAGUCUGCUAGAAUCUCAACUCUUCUCAAUGGAGGGCCUAUCGGCUUUUUUGAGGCCAGCAGAGGCCUCAUGCAAGGAGAUCUGACUCUCUAA